CACAGGUACAUGAGAAAAGGAUCUUAAAUUUGACAUCCUAGUUCUGAAGUCUAAACAACAGAAUGGAAAAUAAAUCUAGAGUCAAUGAAUUCCUUCUGCAUGGAUUCCCUGACACCGAGCAGCUACGGAUAGUUCACAUCAUUGUUUUUUUAACAAUUUAUUUGAUAGCCCUCACUGAAAAUCUCAUCAUCAUCAUUGUCAUUGUUUAUAGCCAUCAGCUCCAUUCACCUAUGUAUUUUUUUAUAGCCAAUUUAUCUUUACAAGAUCUUGGCUCCAUCUCUGUCACAGUUCCCAAGUCCAUGAUGAAUUCCUUGGUGAACACAGAAGCCAUUUCUUACUCUGGAUGUCUCUGCCAAGUUUUCUUCCUUGUUUUCUUCAUGAUGUCUCAUUUCUUUCUCCUGGGUGUCAUGGCCUAUGAUCGUUAUGUCGCCAUCUGCAAGCCACUGCAUUAUGAGACUGUACUAAGCAAAAAAGCUUGCAUCCAAAUGGCAACCAGUGCAUGGAUGGUUGGCUUUUUCUAUGCAAUACUUUAUACAGGAAACUUGUUUAUGGUGAAGUUCUGUUCCAGAAUCAUCAAUCAGUUCUUCUGUGAAAUUCCUCAGUUGCUUAAGAUCUCUUGCUCUGACUUUCCUGUUGCAGAAGAAUGGGCAGUCCUUUUUGGUUGUCUUUUAGCUUUUCUCUAUUUUGCUCUAAUUGCUUUAUCUUAUGUUAUGAUCUUCAGAGCAGUGUUGAGAAUCCCAUCCACCCAGGGGAAAGAAAAAGCCUUCUCUACCUGUUUACCUCAUCUCAUAGUCAUUUGCUUAUUUUUGAUAAGUGGUUCCUUCGCAUACCUGAGACCCACAUCCAGCUCUCCAUCAGCAUCAGACAUCCUAAUUUCAACAUUUUACUGUGUGGUGCCACCAAUCAUGAAUCCAUUGAUCUACAGCAUGAGAAACAAGGAACUCAAAGUGGCAUUCUGGAAGCUAAUCCUCAAUAUUUCUUCUAACACCUUAUCCAAAAUUUCUUAUUUUUGUGUGCCUUAAUAAAUGCUUUAACAUGUUUGGCUUUUUUGUGGCAUAUUGAUGAAUUAUACAUAUACAAGACCAUCUUGUCCUAUGAAUACCAACUGAUAAAUUAAAGGAAAUUUAUUCUAUAGGUUAGGCUUCCUCCUUGUUAAAUUGAUAAAAUUACUAUACAUUAAUGUUGUCUUGUUUGUUUGUUUGUUUGUUUGCUUAAAACAUUCUUAUACAACACUGAGCAGUUUAUAAUUAAGAAGUGUUAAUCUACUUUAAGAUUAUAAUUGUCACAAACUAAUAUCUAGGAUUAAAUCUCUAUGAUACAACAUAAACAUAUACAGCCGAAUGCUAACUGUAGUGUUAUAUUUCAUACACAUUUUCUUCUAAAGGAGUAAGAAGUCCAUCCAUUAUUAUUGAUAUUACUUAUGUUUUGUUGCAAAUGCAGUACAAAUGUAUUGCAAAUAUGUAUCAAAUAAUGCUCCUGACUUCAUGUACACACA
This is a messenger RNA of Crotalus tigris (Tiger rattlesnake), 1495 nucleotides long. RefSeq names its product olfactory receptor 14A16-like. Bases 63 to 1022 code for a protein of 319 amino acids. Lineage: Eukaryota; Metazoa; Chordata; Lepidosauria; Squamata; Viperidae. Gene Ontology annotation, biological process: G protein-coupled receptor signaling pathway. Gene Ontology annotation, cellular component: membrane. The transcript has a single exon. Gene Ontology annotation, molecular function: olfactory receptor activity; G protein-coupled receptor activity. The record is from RefSeq and is a predicted model, not a curated record.